Messenger RNA from Penicillium taxi, 1980 nucleotides. It is a transcript of the gene nop7, whose product is annotated as mRNA-binding ribosome synthesis protein NOP7. Gene Ontology annotation, molecular function: RNA binding. The transcript is spliced from 4 exons. Gene Ontology annotation, cellular component: PeBoW complex; nucleolus. NCBI's taxonomy places the organism in Eukaryota, Fungi, Ascomycota, Eurotiomycetes, Eurotiales, Aspergillaceae. The record is from RefSeq and is a predicted model, not a curated record. Gene Ontology annotation, biological process: maturation of LSU-rRNA from tricistronic rRNA transcript (SSU-rRNA, 5.8S rRNA, LSU-rRNA); ribosome biogenesis. The coding region runs from base 1 to 1980 and encodes 659 amino acids.
AUGGCGAAAAUCAAGAAGAAGGGUACCUCUGGCCAGGCCAAAAACUACAUUACUCGUACUCAAGCUGUGCGCAAACUUCAGAUUUCUUUGCCAGAUUUCCGUCGCCUCUGCAUCUUCAAGGGAAUUUACCCUCGUGAGCCCCGGAGCAAGAAGAAGGCUUCCAAGACCUCGACACCAAACACUACUUUCUAUUACACCAAGGACAUUCAGUACCUCCUCCAUGAGCCGCUACUGAACAAGUUCCGUGACCAGAAGUCUGUUGCGAAGAAGAUCGCACGCUCCCUUGGCCGUGGUGAAGUCAGUGAUGCUGCGCGCCUGGAAAAGAACCAUGCCCCCAAGCUCACUCUCGAUCAUGUCAUCAAGGAGCGCUAUCCCACCUUCAUUGAUGCCCUUAGAGAUCUUGAUGAUGCUCUGUCUCUUCUCUUCCUGUUCGCCACCCUCCCUUCCACUGACCAUGUUCCCUCCAAGACUGUUGCCUUAUGCCAGCGUCUGUGCCACGAAUUCCAGCACUACCUGAUUAUUACCAAUUCGCUCCGGAAAUCAUUCCUUUCGAUCAAGGGUAUAUACUACCAGGCGACUAUCCAGGGUCAGGACGUUAUGUGGCUGGUGCCAUACCGCUUUGUGCAGCGCGUGAACGGAGAUAUUGACUACCGUAUCAUGGCUACCUUUGUUGACUUCUACACCACUCUCCUUGGCUUUGUCAAUUUCCGUCUGUACUCUUCCAUUGGCUUGCGCGACGAGAACGGUGCCGAGUUGGCUGCUUUCACCCUCGAGGGCCGCAACGUCGGCGAGACACCCAAGGCUUUGGAGCCCAGCAAGACCCAGACCAACGGCGAAUCGAAGGAGGUUUCCCGAAAGGUUCAGGCUAAGGUUGACAAGCUCAUCAAGUCUGCUGGCUUGGACAAGAAGGAAGAUGAGCAGAUGGAAGAUGCUCCCGAAGAGGAUACCGAAGCCAUUGACCGCUUCGAGCCCGCUGCCCCCGAGGCCGACACCCUCCCUCAACCCGAUUUGAGUGGCAACGAGGCUGGAUCUCUCUUUUCUCCUUUUGUUUUCUACAUCUCGCGUGAGGCCCCCAAGGCCCCUCUUGAGUUUAUCCUUCGCGCCUUUGGCUGCAAGCGUAUCGGCUGGGAUGCCGUGCUUGGCGAUGGAGCUUACACUCACGAUGAGACCGACCCCCGUAUCACUCACCAAAUUGUUGAUCGGCCCCAGCUCCCUGAGUCAUCUCUCCCUGCAAUUCCUGCUGCGGAUAGCGCCUCCCAAAAAGUCAAGCCUGGCACCCGCAUUCCGGGACGCACUUACGUCCAGCCUCAGUGGGUUUGGGAUUGCAUCAACGAGGGCAAGCUCAUUCGUGCUGAUCUCUACGCACCCGGUGCUACCAUCCCGCCUCACCUGAGCCCAUGGGUUAAGGCUUCUCGUGGAGCCUACGAUCCCCGCGCUACCCUGGCUGAGCAAGAAGAGGAAGGCGAGGCUGAAAUGGCCGAGGAUGCCGAGGAGAGUGACGAGGAGAUGGAGGAUGAGGCUGUCGUUGAUGAAAAUCUUGUCGAGGAGGAGUCCGAGGAGGAGUCCGUUGAUGGUGGCAUGGACGUUGCUGGAAGCGAUGACGAGAGCGCCAGCGACGAGGACGAAGAAGAAGAUGAGGAAGUUGAUGAGGAGAUCGCAGCUGCCUCUGAAUCUGAAGAUGACGACGAGGCUGCCCGAAACCAGCACCAACGCGAACUAGAGGCAGAGGCCGCUGGUUUGCCAUUCACUGCCGGUGGGGCAUCUGAUGAGUCUUCCAAGAAGAAGAAGUCACAGACCAAGAAGAUGGCUGCCAAGAAGCGCCAGGAGGAUGAGGAACUCGAGAGGCAGAAGGUCAUGAUGAGCCGCAAGAAGCGCAAGCUGUUGGAGAAGAUGAUGUACUCGAACAAGAAGCAGGCUGACGAGUCUGCUAAGCUCCGCUCCAAGCGGCGCAAGCUUGAGAAGGCUACUGCCAAGAAAUGA